UCAUCACUCCGGAGACCUGUCACUGAUGGAAGCCAGAAAUCUAAAGGAAGCAGAAGAGUACACUUUUCUGAUGGUCUUAACCCUGGGGAUGAGUUAGUGGAGGAACCAAUGACUUCAGUGUCACGCUCAUCACGCUCCAAAUCAGAGGGUGCCUCAAUUGUAGCUGAGGGUCUGGCUGCCACCAUGUCUGGGGGCAGUAGAAGGCAACCUCUCUCAAGAUCAAGUAAGAAAAGUCUGAUUCCUAAAGAUGGAGUUUCUCUUCCGCCUGUUAUCAUAGCAACAGAAACCAAAGGAGAGUAUGUAGUUGAAGAGAACCCCAAAGUUGAAAAAUUAAUGCCAGAAUUACGUAAUGACACUCCAAAUCCAGUUGUAUUUGUACUUAAUAAAAACCUGUUUGUACUUGUUAAGAUCAUUGACCUGAAUUGCUGUGUGAAUAGGACGUGUUGGUGCUUCUCAACUAAAGGCAUGCCAACGGUUGGACAGGAUGAGUUAGUGGUUGUACUAGAAUGCACACCUGACGAGAAGGUUAUCCCAAGAGAUAUAUUUGUACAUUUCAACAGUAUCUAUCAUGAAGCAGCCAAAGGUAACACUAUUAACGACAUGAGUCACUCGCUGUGUGGUGACAACUUCCUCGGUAGUCGUCAACAUGGCGGAUUUCUUUUCUUAAAGUCAACAUUCCAGUGCCUGCGUAAACUCAUCCUACCGGAACCACCAUAUUUGUUUGGUGUUCUAUUGCAGAAGUGGGAGACACCCUGGGCUAAAGUGUUCCCCCUUAGACUCAUGUUGAGGUUAGGGGCAGAGUUUAGAUAUUAUCCUUGCCCUUUGAUGAGUGUGCGAGGUCGUAAGCCAGUGUACGGGGAAAUCGGACAUACCAUUAUGAAUCUUUUAGCUGAUUUUAAGAAUUAUCAAUACAUGUUACCUCAAAUUCCGGGGAUUACGAUUCAUAUGCAGAAAAAAGAAACCAGGAUAAACUUUCCUAACAGUAAAUACGAUGAGAUCAUGAAAGUGAUUAGUAAUUCGAAUGAGCAUGUGAUGGCAGUGGCGGCCAACUUCAGCACCGAAGCCGACUCUCACUUGGUGUGCAUCCAGAAUGAUAUGGCAAACUAUCAAACGCAAGCCAUCAACAUCCAAAACAAACCGAGGCAAGUUACUGGAGCUAGCUUUGUGGUUUUCAAUGGAGCACUGAAGGCAAGCACAGGCUUAAUAGCCAAAUCCAGCAUAGUGGAAGAUGGAGUGAUGGUGCAGAUUCAACCCGAUAUGAUGGCUGCGUUCCGACAAAGCCUGAGGGAAAUGAAGGACUUUAGGAUACCGUGUGGACCUGUUGGGGACUCUGAACCAGAGGAAGUUGUCAUUGUGAAGUGGAUAGAAGAAACAAGAAAAGUUAACCAAGGAGUGAAGAGUCCGAUAGAUGGUAGAUCAAUGGAAGGCAUCGACAACAUCCGUAUUCACCAUGGAACCGACUUCAUGGGGAAGACACGUGCCAUCCGUUGGACGGAAGUUUUCUUUCUGGAAUCGAAUGAAGCAAUAGUGCAGCAUCUUGAGCCAGUCGAUCUGAGCCGAUUGGCUGAGACCUUGGCAACCUCCUGCUGCGUGGCAUUGGUACAACACCUGGACAGCCUGAAGGAAUCGGGAAUGGCGAAAAUCGCGCUGCGUGUCACGGUGGAUGCUGAACGAGUGGGGUAUGAAGCUGGAUCCAACGGCCAAGCUCUUCCUGCAUCUUAUAUGAACAGUCUCGAUAAUGAAAUGAUACCUGUGCUUCAUAACGCUGUCUCGCAGUUUGAAGAUGGCCCCGUCAUCAUGGAACUCAUCUUCCACAUCAUAGAUUAAGUCAUUGGAACAAGAGGAAAUAUUAUGAAGGCAACAUUUACACAGGAUAUAUUACGAAAAGAGUACAUUGCAGUUGCUGUUGUGUUCAGUCUAUACUCAACCAUAUAGUUGAUUAAGUGAAGCAAUCUUAUAAACAGAAGAAGUAUAUAUAUAUAUAUUUUACUUACUAUGACUUAAAUUGGCCCAUCCUUAAGGUUAGAUUUGGAGUGUGCACUCACUUAUCACAAAAUUACUGUAUAAAAGAAUAGGUCUUCUACCAGUUUAAUACCCAUUGUCUAAACAGAAACUUAUUUAUAUAUUUAACAUUUAUCUUUUGAUGGAAAUAUUCUCAAUUCUGAUACUAAACAUCAAUUCCAAUUAAAUAUAUUUCUAAUUUUAAAAAAAGUAUUCAUUAAAAUAAUAAGAUGAAAUAAUGGAAAUAUUUGUAGAAAGUACUGAUUGUUUUUAUAUACUUAGAUAACAUAUAUUUCUAUAGCUCAGAAUGAACUUGUUAAAUGUUAAACAGUAUAUAGAUUUGUUGAUUAAUAGUAUGUGUCCCAAUACAUUUCUAUAUAAA
Messenger RNA from Anneissia japonica, 2383 nucleotides. Its product is annotated as zinc finger FYVE domain-containing protein 9-like. Gene Ontology annotation, biological process: endosomal transport. The record is from RefSeq and is a predicted model, not a curated record. The annotation marks the transcript as partial. The transcript is spliced from 13 exons. Gene Ontology annotation, cellular component: early endosome membrane. NCBI's taxonomy places the organism in Eukaryota, Metazoa, Echinodermata, Crinoidea, Comatulida, Comatulidae.